This is a messenger RNA of Lathyrus oleraceus (garden pea), 849 nucleotides long. RefSeq lists its product as uncharacterized. Lineage: Eukaryota; Viridiplantae; Streptophyta; Magnoliopsida; Fabales; Fabaceae. The record is from RefSeq and is a predicted model, not a curated record. The coding region runs from base 1 to 849 and encodes 282 amino acids. The transcript has a single exon.
AUGGUUCUCUCCUGGAUCAAUCGUUCUUUUUCACCACAUAUUGCUCAGAGCACCAUAUGUUUCGAUUCAGCUUUCGAUCUUUGGGAAGAUCUUCGCGAAAGAUUCACCAAGGGCAAUCAUUUUCGCUUCUCCGACCUUCUGCGCGAUCUUCACUCCAUCAAACAAGGUGACCACUCUCUUUCACAAUACUUUACGGAUCUGAAGAUUCUUUGGGAUGGGCUUGAAGACCUUCGUCCAACACCUUCUUGCUCUUGCAUCGUCCCCUUCACAUGUAACUUGGUCAAAGUCGUUCGCAUUUACAAGCACAUGGAGUAUGUUAUGGGCUUUCUUAAAGGCUUGAACGAUUCAUACCAUGACAUUCGCGCCCAAAUCCUCCUUCUUGAUCCUCUUUCUAACAUUAGUCGUGCAUAUUCCUUGAUUGCACAAAAACAAGUUGUUUUUCCUUCCCCCGUCAACACCACUCUCACUGUUCUUUAUUCCAACAAUUCCACCUACAUUGGUCGUGGACGAGGGAGAACUCAAACCAAAGGAUCGAUGUUAUACACCCACUACAACAAGACCACCCACACGGUGGAAUCCUGCUACUUCAAACAUGGUUUUACACCUGAGAAUCGUUUAAGGAACAAAAAAACUUCAGACUCCAAGCCUCUUCACAAUGCAGACAAGGAUGGAGUAAUCUCGAAGAAAGACUAUCAACACCUCUUUCUUCUUCUACAACGAUCCAAGAAGAAUGCUCAACAAUCCACUAAUGACAAGGGCCUUAGUUCUCACACCAUUUCAGGUAUUUUCAACAAAGGUACUGAUUUUAACCUGUCUUCCAUGUGGAUUCUUGAUAGGGGUGGCAAUUAG